GUCAAAACCAGUCACGUGAUGUGUCAGUGCCGCAGCUCAAAUGUGUUUAUUUACUUCUCGUGGGACGUAAUUUACAGUUUUUCAACAUAAAACGGGAUUUGACCAAAUGAUGGAGGUUGAAACUGCCAGACCAUACUUCUUUGGAGACAUAGGCUGCUGGUCGGAGAGGACCGAGGUGCACAAAGCGGCCUCCGAGGGACAUGCUGCCCAGCUGCAGCAACUCAUCCAGAGCGGUGCCUCCGUCAACAUAGUGGCUGUGGACUCUAUCACCCCCCUCCAUGAGGCAUGUGAAAGGGGGCAGACCCAGUGUGUCAGGCUGCUACUGGAUGCUGGAGCACAGGUGGAUGCCCGUAACACGGACGGUAGCACGCCUCUGUGUGAGGCCUGCUCGGUCGGGAGCUUUGACUGUGUGCGGAUGCUGCUGGAGCAUGGGGCCAAGGUGAACCCCACCCUCUCUUCCCGGACCACCUCACCCCUACACGAAGCCUGCAUGGGGGGUAAUGCUGACGUUGUGAAGAUCAUGAUCGCUAAAGGUGCCAGUCUGGAGGCAUAUGACCUGUACUAUGGGACCCCACUGCAUGUGGCGUGUGCCAACGACCACACAGACUGUGUCAAGGCACUACUCAACGCAGGUGCCAAAGUGAAUUAUGCUCGGCUGCACAAGACGGCUCUGCACCAUGCUGCUAAAGUGAAGAGUGUUGACAUGAUCGACAUGCUGGUGGAGUUUGGGGCGAACAUCUACGCCAAAGACAAAAACGAUAAGAAGCCCAUUGACUACAUGGAUCCUGGUUCUCCCGCUGCACUCUGCUUAGAGUUUUAUGAAAGUACUCCAUUGAGUCUGCAGCAGCUGAGCAGAGUGACCCUAAGGACGAUGCUGGGUAUCAGAGCUCUGGAGGUCGUAGUUCAACUGGACAUACCAAAGCAAAUCAUUAGUUUCCUCUGUUACCACUGACACCAUUAUCUUACUAAGGAGAAGGAAGGAAGCUCAGACAUUGAAACCUUUCUAUAAAACAUCACAAUUAUCAAAAUGCUACAGUCUGAACCUUAGAUGCCACUAGAUUAGAUGCAUAAAAAUAAUAUGCAUACAGCAAAGCACAGGUUUCCAAACGAACAGUAUUUUUAAGCAGAGCACUUUUUUCUUUUUCUUCAGAAUGUGUGCCAUAUUAACACAUUAGAUACAUAUUUAAAGAACAGAAGCAUAGGAGGUUUUAAUGGGGACUUUUUACAUGCAGUUUAUUCUUAGAACUCCCAUAUCUUGUAAACCUACAUGAAAGACAAAUGGAGGCCCUCGGGGAAAAUGAGGGGGAGAGGCGAAAAGAAAUGGAGGAGAGGCAGUGAUUUUGGCAGCUGAUCCUGUCCACUCUGCAAUACCAUCUGUGGACACUACACCAGCAUUUUAGUCGCCGUGACAAUGCGGCAGCAACACAUCCCAGAUCUCCGGUACAUCCUCAGGGAUGAGAAACGGUGUUGCAGCAGGAGGAUGAGCGGCGUUCCCGUUGACACUCUCCAGAUGUCACUGUGUUUCCCAGAUUCCUCCCUGACAUCGGAACGGAAACCACACCUGACAACUGGAUGUGUUUGAGGCGGACGUGGAAUCCAGGCAACAGAGAAACACCCUGGGAAACAAUCCUGCUUUUUUACUGUUCGCCUCUCUGAUCUGUUGCGUCCGCUAUAGCUGAGACGGCCCAGGCCUGAAUACGGUGUCUGUUUGAUGAGGGUGUAUGGAUUCCUCGGAGUUGUCUCUCUGGUCACUGUAUUGGUACUGUUAUUUGACAUAACCCAUCUCCAUAAUGGGAACAGAGGAAUAUGUCUAUUAUCAACAUGUCUAUGUAAGGCAAUGUGCAUUAAUCAAAAAAUGUGUUUCUAAAAGAUUAUGACCUAUUUAAUCUCUCCCCACUGGCCACGCUACCUCAUUUCAGUGUGGAUAAUUGGGUAAUAUUUGGUUGAGACGUUAAUGAGUUUACAACCUAUAUUAACCCACUCAAAUUAAAUUCCAAUAGAAAACGAUGUUGAUUUUUGGUUUAGUUGUCACCCAAAAUGUUAAUCACUGCACUUUCAACCAUUUUAAAGCACAGCUAAGCUCAAGUGGGAAUACAAUGUCAGUUAUUGAUAAAUCCCUGUGCUUAAUCUAAUAGCAGAAACAAAUGACCUGGAUGGCAGUUGAGAUUACAUUAAAAGUACAUGGGUGCAAGGAAUCAAUGCCGUUUUGAGAUUCUGUGCAGAUUAUUACAGCAGUUGUGGUGAUCUCCGCAGACCUGUGAUCUAUGCACGCUAUCUUGCACAUGCACCCUUUUAUAGUAACCUCACAUGCACCCUUUUAUAGUAACCUCACAUGCACCCUUUUAUAGUAACCUCAAAAUGUGGUCAUGUAUGUGUUACUCUUUUAUAAAUUUGAAUGUUACAUUCGUUUUUUUUAAGAUAGUCUAAACUCAAGGCUAUUUACUGUAUUGCAAAGUAAUAUUGUGUUUUGUUGACAACACAACCAAAUAUCAACAUUUUAAGGAGAUGUAUCUUCUGCUUGGAUAGGUCCAUCUGUGCCACUGGCUUAGUCUGGCUUAAAUUCAAUUUUUUCUACAAAUUAAUAAUUGUUAUGAUGGAUUCACGACUCCAUCUAACCGAAAACAAAUGUAUUUUCCAUAUAGAUUCCACGUCCAUGUUGACAAAUUGUUGAAACAACGUUUAUAGUACCAAGUACAGCGCAAGUGACAAUCCUCUCAGAUAAUCCAUCUGUUUAACCCAUUUUGGGAACGGUCAAGUUUUUGAAUGCACUCGAAAAGCAAAAUAUGCCCUCAAAAAGCUAUUUAAGUCCGUAUCAUCAAUAAGCUCAAGCAGCUUUCUCCCCCCUCAUUUAGCCUCCCUUCCAAAUCUGUGCUGAGACAGCAUGUCUGCUGGACUAUUGAGUCAAUUACAUGUCUGUGUCAAGUGUGAAGGUUGUUAGAUCAUCGCUUGCGGCAUUCGAUAGCUUUUUACCAGGACAGGAACCUAUUUGGAACUGUUUUCUGUGGAUGCAACGCGGCCUCGUCCAUUACCGUCUUAACCGUUCAGAACACAUCCAGAAAUAAGCUCAGGAGCAGAAAUAGCUGGAGCCCUCCCUGUUCACAUUGAGGGAACAAGGAUAAAUGCCCUCUUUUAAAAUAGCUUGUUAAAAUAACUGACCCCGGUUCAGAAGGGAUCUGCUACUGCUCAGUCUUAAAAUAGGCUGACCAUGUAGAUGAUGGUUUAAAUAGCAUUUUUCUCAGUCUUAAAAUAGGCUGACCAUGUAGAUGGUUUAAAUAGCAUUUUUCUCAGUCUUAAAAUAGGCUGACCAUGUAGAUGGUUUAAAUAGCAUUUUUCUCAGUCUUAACAUUCAGAUGGAGGAGACGAGAACAGGCAUGAGAAGAAUGUCCGGUUAUAAAACAUAUUUGAACAACAAAAAAAGUGCAAUUUGGGGAUUUUGGAUCAGCCUUUAAAGGAAUGAGACACCUGUUUCAAAGGCACGUUCUCUGGUUGUUCAGAUAAGGCAAAACCAGUCAAAGGUAUCUGCACAGGGAUUUCAAACAUCAGGUAUUUGGUGCUGUGCAGCUAACAGAGGUUAUCUUUCAAUCAAGCAAUGGAACAUCAAUGUAGACUGGAACUAGCAUGCUGCUUGCACACUUGAUACAGUAGAUUCAUGAAUCAGUAUUGGGUACUAAGAAUGCUACAAAUACCUAUUUCUUAUGAUACAUGUUUGUGCAACUGUUUAAAUCUGUCAGUCAAAUACUAUUGUAAAUAAUAUGUCCUCCACAGAAAUGUAUGUUGCUCUGUAUACUGUAAGACUGGCAUUGUGUGUUAAUGAACGGCAUUGUUGACAUGCU
Messenger RNA from Oncorhynchus gorbuscha (pink salmon), 3833 nucleotides. Its product is annotated as ankyrin repeat and SOCS box protein 13-like. Lineage: Eukaryota; Metazoa; Chordata; Actinopteri; Salmoniformes; Salmonidae. Bases 107 to 952 code for a protein of 281 amino acids. Gene Ontology annotation, molecular function: protein binding. The record is from RefSeq and is a predicted model, not a curated record. The transcript has 6 exons. Gene Ontology annotation, biological process: protein ubiquitination; positive regulation of protein catabolic process.